GGUGUUACCGGAAUUCAUAAACCAUUGGUGUUGAGUCCUGUAUUGUCCGAAUUUUUGCAUGCUGAAGAGCUUUCUCGUCUCGAAGUCGUGAAACGUCUAUGGAAAUAUAUCAAAGAAAAUAGUCUUCAAGACCCAAAUGAUAAAAGAUUCAUUGUUUGUGAUGAAAAUUUGAAAAAUAUAUUCAAACAAGAUAGAAUUCAUAGCUUUACAAUGAACAAGUAUUUGACCGAUCAUCUGAAAAAGAAAGAAGAUCUAGUUGAUGGUGAAACUCUGAAUGUUAGUAGUAAUGGCAGUGAUCACGUGGAACAAA
This is a messenger RNA of Racocetra persica, 310 nucleotides long. The record is from the annotation of a GenBank genome assembly. Lineage: Eukaryota; Fungi; Glomeromycota; Glomeromycetes; Diversisporales; Gigasporaceae.